AUGGCUGAACUCCGGGCAACACUUGAAAUUGCAGUACAGAAACGGGACGGGUCUUGGAGGAUGGGUCUCAGAAUUCUGGGUCAUUUUCUGCCUUCCUAGACGAACUACAGCACUAGUGACAGCUUCUUUCUGCUGGGAUUCUCCGACUGGCCAUCGCUCCAGCCGCUACUCUUCGCCUUGAUCCUCUUCUGUUACCUCCUUACCCUGGUUGGCAACUCAGCCCUCGUGUUCUUGGCCGUCCGUGACCCGCGCCUCCACGCGCCCAUGUACUACUUCCUCUGCCACCUCGCCCUGGUGGACGCAGGCUUCACCACCAGCGUUGUUCCGUUGCUGCUGGCCAACCUCUGGGGCUGGGCCAGGGUGCUGUCCCGCGCCGGGUGCGUAACCCAGCUCUACGUCUCUCUGGCACUGGGUUCCACCGAAUGCGUGCUUCUCGCCGUGAUGGCGUUGGACCGCUCGGCCGCCGUGUGCCGGCCGCUCCAUUACACAGCCCUGGCCUCGCCCCGCCUCUGCCGGACGCUGGCAGCUGCCUCCUGGCUGGGGGGGUUCACUAAUUCGCUGGCGCAGACCAUACUACUGGGCACGCGGCAGUUUUGCGGGCCCCGGCGUCUGGACCACUUCAUCUGCGAGCUGCCAGCCCUGUUGAAACUAGUCUGCGGGGGCGGGGGCGCCGUGGAGAGGCAGAUGUUUGCUGCUCGGGUAGUUAUCCUGCUGCUGCCAUCCUCUGUCAUCCUGGCUUCCUAUGGGGCUGUGGGCCGGGCCGUGUGGAAGAUGAAGUCCCAGACAGGGAGGAGAAAAGCAAUGGGGACCUGUGGUUCCCACCUCACGGCUGUCUGUCUUUUCUAUGGCUCUGCCAUCUACACAUAUCUGCAGCCCACACACAGUUACUCCCAGGGCCAGGGCAAGUUUGUCUCCUUGUUCUACACUGUGGUCACCCCCGCCCUCAACCCCAUCAUCUACACCCUGAGGAACAAGGAGGUGAAAGGGGCGGCAAAAAGGCUUCUGGGCAGAGUAGAGUGGAGGGAGAGGUAA
Dromiciops gliroides (monito del monte) is the source of this 1032-nucleotide messenger RNA. Its product is annotated as putative olfactory receptor 2I1. The record is from RefSeq and is a predicted model, not a curated record. Lineage: Eukaryota; Metazoa; Chordata; Mammalia; Microbiotheria; Microbiotheriidae. Gene Ontology annotation, cellular component: membrane. Gene Ontology annotation, molecular function: G protein-coupled receptor activity; olfactory receptor activity. Gene Ontology annotation, biological process: G protein-coupled receptor signaling pathway. The transcript has 3 exons.